AUGUCGGCCUUCCGCGUCUGCGGUGGAAAGUGGCGGAGCUACACUCAGGAGAAUGUGUCUAAGUCAGUUCGUCUGUGGAAAACUGCUGUAGAACUGGAGGAGCCAGAGGAUGCCAGGAUCAUGCUGAGCAGAGCUGUGGAGUGCUGUCCAACUAGCGUGGAGUUGUGGCUGGCGCUGGCGCGGCUGGAGACCUAUGAGAAUGCCAGGCGUGUCCUGAACAAGGCCUGUGAGAACAUCCCUACGGACCGCCACAUCUGGAUCACCGCCGCCAAGCUGGAGGAGGCCAACGGGAAUACUCAGAUGGUGGAGAAGAUCGUUGACAGAGCCAUCAUAUCACUCUGGGCCAACGGAGUCGAGAUCAACAGAGAACAGUGGAUACAGGAUGCAGAGGAGUGUGAUAAGGCGGGUAGCGUGGCAACGUGCCAGGCGGUGAUCCGGGCAGUUAUUGGCAUCGGCCAUCGAGGAGGAGGACUGUAAACACACCUGGA
Coregonus clupeaformis (lake whitefish) is the source of this 488-nucleotide messenger RNA. RefSeq names its product pre-mRNA-processing factor 6-like. The record is from RefSeq and is a predicted model, not a curated record. Gene Ontology annotation, biological process: mRNA splicing, via spliceosome; spliceosomal tri-snRNP complex assembly. The transcript has 4 exons. Gene Ontology annotation, cellular component: U4/U6 x U5 tri-snRNP complex; catalytic step 2 spliceosome. Lineage: Eukaryota; Metazoa; Chordata; Actinopteri; Salmoniformes; Salmonidae. The coding region runs from base 1 to 477 and encodes 158 amino acids. Gene Ontology annotation, molecular function: protein binding.